CCGCCUUUUAUAACCAGGUACGUAACCAAUGGUGCAUAAGAGUAUUCCACAAAACAGAAAAGAAUAUACGUUUAAGGAGGAAAAAAAAUUGUCUAGAGUAUGAGGAUCAAGAACAGUUGUGUCAAACUCUUUUCUGGUUUGAUUUAAGUAUGCAUGAUAUAUUGAAGCAAUAUUUCGUCAAUUCCCAAGCAACACAGAAAGGGGAAAUAAAGGCGAAGAAAGGGGAAAUAAAGCGGACGAAAGCGUAAAUAAAGGGGAAAUAUCGCUUUUUCGCCUUUACGUCGGUUAUUUAGGGGAAAUGUCGCUUUUCCCCCCUUACAUCGUGUAUUUGGGGAAAAUUUGUCGACAAUUCUACGUAACGUACAGUGUUCGAAUGCACCGCAUCCGGAACUGAAGUUUUCAUAAACUUCGACAAAUUAAGGCACCGCUUAAUAAAAAAACAAAAGUAUUGUCAUAGAAACAAUGUACAAAAUACGGAACCAGGCAUUCGGUUGAUACGCAUAUAGAGUGACUUCGUUCGUUGUUUAGCUAAAGUGUUCCGACAUGCUUUGGAGCCACAAAGAACUUACGUGAUGCAGGUGAGUGACGUGCUCUCAGAUUUUCAUGUUCAUUGUAACUGAUUACCUUGUAAGGCCAAUACUAUGAGUUCUAUUGAAGUCAGUGAGAAUGUUCGUAGACGUAGGGCCACUGUGAACUUGUCGCGUUCCCUUGGCUGUCAUGGAUCCACUUAUAACAGAAGGUGGAAUAAAAUGAAAGCUUCUUUCAUGAAAAAAUAUGACUUUCUUUCGCUCAGUGAGUUUGCUAAUAAAAUCACUCUUAAAGUAAAUAGAGAAAUCAGUUGUAAUGAAGUACUCCAACUAUUACACCGUCCACUAGCAACAUCAAUCAAAGGCUUCCAGAUAAUAGUGGAUGUACUGAAGUGAACUUGUGCUCUCAAAAGUUCGCGAAUCUCGAAGAACUGAUGAACGACUUUAUGAUGUCUAUAAUGUCAAGUACAUCUCUGAGCAUAAGAGAUGCUGAUCGCGUUCUGUAUGGUCUACGAUUUCUUAUCCCGGACAUACCGAAAAGCAUCAGAGGUGUCCUAAAGACGUGUCCAAGUGUUCAACCAAAGUUCAUCGGCAGUGGGGUUUACUACCAUCUAGGAUUGAAAACCAAUCUGCUAUGAUACGUCGAGCUUUGGUUGUGUACAAUUGAUUUUGACUCUUUAAAUUUAUAUGUCAAUAUAGAUGGACUUUCUAUGUCUAGAAGCUCCAAUCAACAGUUAUGGCCUAUACUAGGACGGAUCAUUGACCCUAGGUUUAGUGACGUGUUCAUGAUAGGGAUCUACGGAGGGAAUAGUAAACCAGCAGAAUUCAACGAAUGUUCUGCGGACACAAUUUCUGAGAUAAAAGAAAUGACUGACGUUGGUCUUUUUAGUGUCAAGUUUAAUAAAUGCAUAGCUAUUCGGUUGGCGGCUGUUAUAUGUGACGCACCUGCUCGUUCUUCUGUUAGGUACGCGGUGAAUAAUAACGGUAAGGCAGGUUGCGAUAGGUGUACCGUUCUUGGGAGACGGCUAGAGGGUAAGACGACCUUUCCAAAUGCGGUAUAUACUUUAAGAACAGACGACACCUUCCGUCGUCAGACUCAAUCUAUUCACCAUCAAUGACAUUAUAUAAUGGAAUCGCUUUCAAUUAAUAUGAUUAUAACUUUUCCUCUAGAUCCUAUGCACACGGUGUACCUUGGUGUUACCAAGAAACUAGCUAAUUUAUGGAUAGAUUUAGCACGCUGAAGACUGCGGAACUUUAACACAUGUGCAAUUCGGGACAUAAAUAAUUUAAUAUCUGGUUGCGUGGCAAGUACUCCUUCUGACUUUCCCAGUAAAUGCCGUACACUAGACUUUGUAUCGGCAUGGAAAGCUUCUGAAUGUAGGUUGAUCCUUCUGUAUUUAGGCCCGAUGAUUCUUGAAAAAACAUUGCCACAACCUUUUUAUCUUAAUUUCCGGCGUUUAGCGUUAUCCAUGUAUCUGCUUGCACAUCCAAAAUUACAUAAGUGUUGUAGAAACCGCCAAAAUAGAUUUACUAAACUUCCUGAAUGAAUACGAAUGGUGUUAUGGGUGUGAAAACUUAGUUUACAAUGUGCAUUCGUUACAGCACCUCCCUGACGACGUUCGUGCACACGAACCUUUAGAUAGUUUUUCAGCCUUUCCAUUCGAGUCUUAUAUGGGACAAAUUAAGGAUUCCGUGCGUAGUGGGUUUGCAGUAGCUAAGCAAGCAGCACAGCGUUAUGCUGAGAGAAUGUCCUUCAGCGAUAGGCUUCAAAUGAUGUCUCCACUAAACAAGUAAUUAUGUUUAACAACAGUGAAAUAACUUCAUGUCAGCCUGAUAAUGUAGUAGUAGUGAAUGGCCAGCCAGGUUUAGUCACUGAUAUAAAGGAGGAUGGACUACUACAAUUUAGGACUUUCACAGACCCACGCAAUUACUUUGAAAAUCCUUUCCCAUCUAGUGAUAUUGGAAUCUUUAGGUGCUCCGUAGUUAGCCAUGAACACACAUGGAUCUCAGUUAAGGACAUAGACUGUAAAUGUAUGGCCAUAAAUUGUAGGAAUUAUCUAGUUCUAAUCCCAUUGCUGCAUACUUGGCUGUAAAUGCAUUUUGUUUCACUAGUGUUUAAUAAAUGACGACAAAUAAUUUAAUUAAGUCUUACAUUAUUUUCAGCCCGCUAAAAUGAAGUACGUCAUUGUUGACGUCCUCAGCAAAAAACAACUCAUGAUAGCAUCAAAGGACUGGAUAGUUGGCAAUGACCUUUUCCUUCUUCCGAACGAGCUGGUCGAUAUACACCUGCAGAAGUGCGACCAACCGAAUGAAAAUUGGUCACUCAUGAAAUGUAAAGUGAUUCACGAAUUAGAUUCUCUGCAGUCUGCCAAAGAUCUGUUACUUUCCAUACAAAUACUGCAAUCUCACCGGGAAAACACUUCAACGGGUGAAAACACUCUGCCACAUAACACUGAGAAGCACAAGAGAGCUGCCAUGAAGCGUAAACAAGAAUAUCUUUACAAUUCAGUAGACAUGGAUGUUGCUGAAAUGCAGACUGGCAACAGUCAUGUUCAAUAUCCCAAAUUCAGGUUGUUUGACAAAUUAGUUUCGUUUAUUGCUAAUUCGACGCAAUUAGAGACAUCUCCGUCUACAUUGGCAUCAAAGCGUGUCUGUAGAAUUAUGGUCUGCUAUGAUAUUAGUACUGCUCUAAUAUUAGACCUAAUCCUAAAAUUAUAGACUUGUCAUGAUAUAACUGCCUGAUCUACAAGAUCCUACGUGGAAUUCACGUCAUCGUCUACACCAACUCAUUGCAUCACAACAAUUACCAAUACAUGAUGGAGAACAAGCUUAGGCUAGAGAUAGGACAAUAUAUUUAAUAUGGUUAAAAUAUAUAAGAUAACAGGGACCACGCCUGCAUUGCCGAGCCAUGCCAUUCAAUCAACUCCAACUCAUUCAAUUCCUUAUUCGCGCCUUCUCCAUCGUUAGGUAUUUCUCUGCGUUAAAUAUUGAAUAUCUAUUUUCCGAGUAAUUUCGUAUUCAGCUUUGAGGAUUGUGUAGUUAUGGUCCAAUGCCACUACAUGUCCAUGGUGCUUCAGCAGACCAGUAAGUCACCUGCAUAAUCAAGUGGACUUUUUCAGGUUAGAUAGGUUGCAUGCAAUGGUGCAAAACAUUUUGUCAACCAUGAAUGACUUCAGUCAAACGUUGCUGAAUAUGUCAACAGCCAUUUCGGAUUUGAGUGUUAAUGUAAAGCAAUUGCUUUCGAAGUCUAAUGAGCGCGAAAGACCGCAUCAAUUCGAUUGCGGACUAUCGAGUCAGCAGUUCCCUUUGUCAUCUGAAGAGGAACUACAGAUGCUGGAUGCUGGUUUGUCGCAGAAAGAAACCAGGGACAGAUUUGUAAGUCAUUAACAUGAAUUUAAUAAUUUGUUACUAUUACGGAUGGCAAUGGUCACUAGGUCAUCAAGUGACGAUCCAAAAACGUCCAUGAGUUUUGUUCUGUCGCAUCUGCUGACACCGGAGGUUGCCAGUAAAUUCACGUUACUUGGCACCUCUUUAAAACGAGCGCUACAGAAAUGCACGUUUUACAGCUGCAUACGAAGUAACCUAUAUCUAUUACUUAAACUUCAGGUGCCUUAACUCAUUGCCUUCUGUCAUCCUAUGUCAACGAAAAAGACCUUGGUAAGCUCUAUGACAUCGCAACACAAGGUUACUUUCACGACCUCCGAGACAAGAUGAUAAAGCGUUAUAGAAGAAAACAAGACCAGGCAUGUACUAAUUUAAAGUGAUAACCUCCCUACGGCUCUAUAGUUACAGUCAACAAUACUAACGAACAUAACCGUAAGUUCAGCUUCAAGUAUUUGGCUGUACCAAAGCA
Messenger RNA from Schistosoma guineensis, 4380 nucleotides. Lineage: Eukaryota; Metazoa; Platyhelminthes; Trematoda; Strigeidida; Schistosomatidae. The record is from the annotation of a GenBank genome assembly.